CAGCAGCCGGAGCGCAGGCCGUGCUGGAGCUGAGCUCGCCGCCUGGUACCGCCCAGAGCGCACGGAGGCCGGCCUGUCAGCCGCACCGCCCGGGCGCCGCGCACAGCUUGGGUCGCCGCUUGUCCGGAGACCUGGACCCCACGGCCCGAGCCCUCAGCAGGUCCUGGGGAGAGGGUCUGGUUUCUUAUUCUGUCCCCGACUCCAGCGGCGUGGAACAGAAGACGGAUUAAAGAAAGAAGAUCCCAUUCCAGAGCCUCCGCGUGGAGGGGCUUCGGCCCUCACCAAGCUGAGCUUGGGGGGGGGGGGCGCCAGUGUGCCUGGCAUCCCCCAACGAUUUCCAUUGCUCCAGGCCUGGCACGAGGAGCAACUGUGCCCUCACCUGCCAGACACGGGCACAGAGCCCAGGGAAGCGGGACCUGGCCAGUACCCAAGCUCCCGCGUCCCAGACCUGGUCGUCGGGGAGCCAUCUCCCGCCCCAGCCCCUCUGGUGCGGAUGUGCCGCUGUUUGCUGGAGCACCAUGAAGGCAAGAUGACCGCAGCGGAGGCAGCGGCUGUGGCUGCGGCUGCGGCGGCCAGCACCUCUCCGCGGGCCGCCGGACCUCCGGAAUGGGCCCCUGGCAGCCCGCAGGUCCCCGGGAGGCCUGGUGGGGCCCGAGUGGUCAUGGCCGCGUUGGUGUGGCUGCUGGCUGGAGCCACGAUGUCAAGCCUCAACAAGUGGAUCUUCACCGUCCACGGCUUCGGGCGGCCCUUGUUACUGUCCGCACUGCACAUGCUGGCCGCUGGGCUGGUGUGCCACUGGCGCGCGCGGCGUCCCGUGCCAGGGGCCACUCGGCGCCGCGUGCUGCUGCUCAGCCUCACCUUUGGCACGUCCAUGGCCUGUGGCAACGUGGGCCUGAGCGCCGUGCCCUUGGACCUGGCACAGCUGGCCACCACGACCACUCCGCUGUUCACCAUGGCCCUAUCCGCGCUGCUGCUGGGCCGCCGCCACCAUCCGCUGCAGUUUGCCGCUAUGGGUCCGCUCUGCCUGGGGGCUGCUUGCAGUGUGGCCGGUGAAUUCCAGGCACCUCCUGCCGGCUGCGGCUUCCUGCUGGCUGCCACCUGUCUUCGGGGGCUCAAGUCCGUCCAGCAGAGUGCCUUGCUGCAAGAGGAGAGGCUCGACGCGGUGACCCUGCUGUACGCCACCUCGUUGCCCAGCUUCUGUCUGCUGGCUGGCGCUGCCCUGGUGCUGGAGGCCGGGGUGGCCCCGCUGCCCAGUCCCUCUGACUCCCGCCUCUGGGCUUGCAUCCUGCUCAGCUGCUUCCUGUCUGUGCUCUACAACUUGGCCAGCUUCUCAUUGCUGGCCCUCACCUCUGCCCUCACUGUCCACGUCCUGGGCAACCUCACCGUGGUGGGCAACCUCAUCCUGUCCCGGCUCCUGUUUGGCAGCCGCCUCAGUGCCCUCAGCUAUGUGGGUGUCGCGUUUACCCUUUCCGGAAUGUUCCUCUACCACAACUGUGAGUUGGUGGCCUCAUGGGCGGCCCGCCGGAGACUCAGGCAGAGGGACGAGCCUGGCAAGGAUCUUUGAGACCUGGAACAGUCCCACCUUGGACUCAACCUGGCUAGGGGCCAUGGCAAAGGCCAAGGAGGCACCUUCCGGAAGGGCUGCCUUGAAGCCAGAAUGGGGCCAGUUCCUAGGGAGGCCUCCCACCCCCAGCCGGCCUGCCUCAGCCCCAUCACGGACCACCCCCUAGCUCACCACUGGAUGGUGGGAAUCCCAACCCGGCACAGUCACUGUGCUUUGUAGGAGUGAUUCUGAUAAUGUCAACCACUGUGCUGAAAAUUGUUGGACAGACUUUAUAAACCUCCAUGUAUUAUGACAACAAUGAUGAUGAUGGUGACACUGGGAGAUUGCACCAUCCUUCCCUGAGUAGGGGAGAUAAUGAAGGGACCCUCCCUAGGGAGUUGGGGUCAUUGGUGCCAACUCCAGGCAGCUGCUACCCUGGUCCCAUCAUCCCUGCCUCCUCCGCCCCAGUUUUGGGUCUUCCGUCCUCAAAUAAACUAUUUUUGCUUGGA
Ochotona curzoniae (black-lipped pika) is the source of this 2052-nucleotide messenger RNA. RefSeq names its product solute carrier family 35 member E4 (gene SLC35E4). Gene Ontology annotation, molecular function: antiporter activity. Gene Ontology annotation, cellular component: Golgi apparatus. Lineage: Eukaryota; Metazoa; Chordata; Mammalia; Lagomorpha; Ochotonidae. Bases 494 to 1564 code for a protein of 356 amino acids. The transcript has 2 exons. The record is from RefSeq and is a predicted model, not a curated record.